Messenger RNA from Cyprinodon variegatus (sheepshead minnow), 5308 nucleotides. RefSeq names its product endophilin-B1-like. Gene Ontology annotation, molecular function: protein binding. The transcript is spliced from 10 exons. Lineage: Eukaryota; Metazoa; Chordata; Actinopteri; Cyprinodontiformes; Cyprinodontidae. The record is from RefSeq and is a predicted model, not a curated record. The coding region runs from base 338 to 1735 and encodes 465 amino acids. Gene Ontology annotation, cellular component: cytoplasm.
GUUAUAUUUAAAUCAAUGUUAACUAUUUGGCGCAUGCUGAUGUCCUUAUUACAGCAUUUCGACGCAUUUAUUUAAAAUAAUCCUGGAAAAUAGUUUAAAAAGCGCAUCCUUCAAAUUAAAAGCCCGACAUUAAAAGGCGGUAAGUGGAUUUUCAUUUUCAGAGCGUCGUUUAUUUACCUACCUUUAUUUAAAGGUAUACAUCGUGGUAGCCAGGCGGGUUAAAGGCGAUGUUUGAGCCAGCUGGUUGUUUUCGGUCAUCUCUUGGUUUCUUGUAACCGGGGGUCUCCGUGGUCCUGCUGCCUCCCCGGAGAACACGGCCGACCUUGAGGACUCCGUCAUGGACCUGACGCGGCUGGCCGUGGAUGCUGGUCAGUUCAUCAACAGGGCUGUUCAGUACACCGGAGAGAUUCUCGGCCACACGGGCAGGACUGAGCUGGACCCCGAGCUGGAGACGCUCCUGGCCCGAGCAGACGCCACCAAGACUUGGACGGACUCGAUCAUCUCUCAGACUGAGGUUUUACUUCAACCCAGUCUUGGAGCUCGAUUAGAGGACCGGCUGUACGAGCAUCUGGAAUGGAACGCCCCAACUCGACCCCGUGCACACGAGGUACUGGGAGAGCAAAUGACCCAGGCUGGACUGGAGAUUGGAUCAAACACCCCCUAUGGAACAGCUCUGCUGAGGUGCGGAGAGACCCAGAAGCAGCUGGGAGAAGCUGAGAGGAAGUUUGCAGAAUGCACCAAUAUUCACUUUCUCACACCUCUGAAGAGUUUCACAGAGGGGGAAUACAAAGUCAUCCAGAGUGAGCGGAAGAUGCUGCUUAACAAGCGUUUGGAUUUGGAUAUUGCCAAGACCAGACUGAGGAAAGCUCACGAAGCCGACAGAGAGGCCCGAAACAUGAAUUCAAACCCACUGGAUGAGGACUACCUGUCUCAUGUCUCCUACAUGUUCAACUUCCUGCAUGUUAAAUGGCUGAAGAUAUGGGCCCAGGAAAUCUCUCAGGCUGAGAUGGAGCUGAGAAUCUGUCAGAGUCUUUUCGAUCGGCAGUCAGAAAUCAUGAGUCGGAGCCUGGCAGGAAUCGGCAACACGCACACAAACCACAUGCGGAGCUUGACUGACUUUGUAGACGGUCAGGCAGCUUUUUUUGCUCAGUGCAACCAACAUGCUCAGGAGCUUCAAAGCCAGCUCGCCAGGAUUCCAGCUGUCUUUUGCUCCAAUAACUGGCAGUCAGCAGUUUGUAACGAGCUUAACGGCCUGUCGACAGGCAGCCGCGUAGCUGCUGAGUCUGUUGGGUUGGACCAGAUCACUCUAGUUCCUACAGCAGCUCGCCAGCUACCAGACUUUGACCAGGAAUCAUGGACUGUAACUGCUUCUCCUAAAACUGAAACUGUUUCCUCCUCAACUGUUCUUUCACCUGAUCAAACAAACAGCAAUAAUAACAACAACACCUUCUGCUCUACCAGCCAAUCAAGAGGUCAGCAAUCAGCGGAUAAAAGUCAGCCAUUUACAGACCAACCAGAGGAGGUUUCAUCAACGAAUGAUCUGGAAUCCAACAUUUUGCCUUCUUCCAGGGAUUUUUCACAGUCUGCCACAGCCAAAUUAACCAAUGGUACUAGUUUGACAACAUUAGCCCCAACACCCCCUUCCCCUCAAUCCAGUGCAAUCCCAAAUGAGACCCAGACGGCAGAUCCAGGAGCCUCUGAAGCUCCUGACAUCACUACUUCCAAUUAUGAGUAGCCAGUCACUAAUAGAGAAGGCAUCUUUUCAGGGUUGUUGUGGUACUGACACUAUCUGGAGCUGCAGCGGGUUUAUUUCCAAGUAAACUUGAAAGAUACAGUUUACAGUAACUUGUCAGACGUGGGAUUAUAACAAUUAUAAAAGCAUUUAUUCAGAGGGCUCAUAUACAGAAGCGUAUUGCAUUCACCUAGAAAAAGAAGAAAUCGGUCUCUUAUAAAUUAAUGAUGCUGCUGUGAUUUCAUGUUAUUGUUGGCUUUGCAGAUUUCUAAGCAAAAGAUGCUUUUCCGUCAGAGAAGCUUCAACAUGUCCCGUUUGAGUUUAAUUCCUUUUUGCUUCCUUUAAGAACUGGGACACUGGGAAAUUCUCGUCUCUUAGUUAUGUAGAUGUGAUCACUAUUAGUUUAUUGACUUUGCUACUCAUGAUAUGCUUGCUUUCUUCUUUUCUCCAGUUUGUUGUUAGUUCAGAAUAACAGCGCUUUUACAUUUUUUUUUUUAAAGAAAAUUAUCUCAUUAAUUCCAAAACUUUUAACUUAUAUAUGUAUUCGACUCAUUAAUUCCGUUAAUUCAGAAAAACAGAUCAACUUUUUUUAGGUGAAUGCAAUACCUUUCUGUAUUUAUUUCAGCAUUUUUUUUUUUUUUUUACAACUGCUUUUCUUUUUCGUUUUGUUUUGGCUUGAGAAGCAACAUAUGUAUUUUAUUUCCAUGUAAUAUAAAGCUACACAAAGCAGCUGAGUUUAACCGAAGUAAUGAUGUUUCAAAGGGAACAAAUAGUCAAUAGGGAGGACAUCGGUCCAUGUUAGCUAGCUAUGAAGAGGAAGGCAGGCGACAGUCUGCAGAAAUUUUGCCUUAGAGCAGUAACUUUAUGUCAGCUGGCCGCCCUCUUUCUCAGGGAGGUACAAUAUACUUCACAAUUAACCAAUUCUUCCUGUAAUUUACCACAGGGAUGAAUUGUCAUUGGUCUUAUACCUGUGGGUUUAGUUUUCUUCCAUCAAGUUUGGUUAUAAGAAGUCACCCCCAGAGCCUAGUUCUAUAGAUGGAGGUUCCAAAGGAAGUGAGAAUGCUGUUAUGGAGUCUGCCAUUUAUUUGGCUCUGAUGCUAAGAACAUCUGAAGUUGCUGUUUUAGCUAAUUAUCAUGAAUAGGGAAUGUUUGGAGAUAAAUUUUAGGAAGGUCCUUUAAUAAGAAAUGGAAAGUUGGCAAAUGUUUCAUACUUGCAUCAAAAGUAAAAUCAAAUGUAAUUUUCUUUUAUUAUGUUUGCUCUCAAAUAUCUGCAGCCGCCUACAUGAUCCAGCUGCUGACUCUGCAAGAGUUGUUAAAAACCUGAGCAUAGCCUGAGUUGGAUCUUCCACCAUCAGCCCAUGGUUGCUUCUCUCAUUAUGCCCAGACUCCUAUUGUUUCAUAGUGCUAGGGCAAAAGAGCACCUCGGUUUCAUUAAGCCCAAUGAGCCCAUUUCUACAAUGCUAAUCUUGACAAAUAUCCAAUAUCUGACAUUAUUUUACAUGUUACAGCCAGAGAUUCUAUAUUUUAUUUUGAUGUGAUGGACUAACUAAAACUCAGAUGAUCUUUGGAAAGAUUUUGUCUCUAAUGUUGUCAAUCAGGGUGUCACUUAAAUAGAUCCCAUCAGGAAGCAUGAAGUAGGCUUGCAAAUAUCAAAAAGCAACACAUCAUGCCCUGAUUUAAAGAAAAAUUAAACGAACUGUAAAAUAAGUGAAUCUAUAAAGAACCAAAGAGAUAUUUUUAAGGAGUGAGAUCCUUUAUACACUAAUAGAGAAAACAUUUGCCAUUUUCUUCUAAUAUGGCUCCAUUUAAAUAGUUCAGCAAUGAAGGGGUUUGGGUUGUCUCACAGUGGGGUUUACGGUAAGUCUAAUUUCUUUCCCCAAAUAAAUUUAUCAUAAUUUUUGCUGGCUCUGGCAAUCCUUUCAAUAAUUUUCUUUUUUUAUAUUAAAUUUGACCCUCUGAAAAAAAAUUGCAAAAAAACAAAAACCUCUAUGACUGUUUUUUCCCUUUCAGGUGGCUCAAAGGACUCCUUUUGUAUCCUUAAGGUGUUUUUUCUCUGAUCUGCUUUGACAGAAAAUAGCAAAUAUGGUCGUCAUUGAUUAAUAUGUAACCCUCUCUCAUAUUUUGACUUUUUUUGGUCUAAAAUAUAUUUGUUUUUUUAACUUUGAUUUAGUGCCAGGAUAAAUGCAUUUAGGUGUAGCCUAGCCAUGUAUGAUUGGUGUUUUUAAAAAAAGGGAAAGCUGAGUUGAUAUAGAGAUGUAUCCCAGGCAUUGUGCCAAAUGUAACUUUGUGUACGUGUGUUAAAGUUCUUGUAUGUCAGAGUUUUCCAGCGCUGUGACACCUUUAAAAGAGCUGCCUAAAGAUGUAUGUCACUUUUUCUGUUGUUGACUCAUGUUUCUUUAAGCUGAGGUCAUUUUCCAUAUGAAACUGCCUCCUGUGUUUACGUUUAUCCGUCUUGUUGAGCCACAAGAGGUGAAAAUAGACUCGCCUGACUUGGACCUUUGUGCUUCUUUAUACACAGGCUCGAUUUUUCUGUAUUAUUGUUGCCCAAUCAUGGCUUUACAACCCGCUUAACCCCCACCCACCCCCAUGAUGAAUGAAAAAUGGGUUUUCAUAUCCAGAUGUUGAUUUUCUUCUUCUGCCUCCUUGUGAUUUCAGGCCAAAUUUGGGACCUUAAAUGGGAACACACUCUGCUUUCUCCGGCUUGAAAAAAAAACCUUUGUCACAGUGAAUAAACAUAUUUAGAGCUUGGUAGUAAAAGUACUUAUCUUCCACCUCCUGCUGGUUUGAAACAUAAUUUAUGUGCUUUGUUGAGCUGAUGUCAGCACCAGUUUAAAGAUGAAGAAACAAAACCUGCAGUGAUGUCAUACCAGACCAAGUUCUGAGGUUCUUCACAGCCGAGGUUGUUUCUGGAAAGUGCUUGUUAAAAAACAGUUGCACUGCUUUGGUUCACAUAGCACUCUAAUGAGGUCUGUUUAAGCACGACACACGAUGGCAUUAACAUAUACAACCAUGGAAGCAGAAUCCAAAAAAAACUAGUUUGGUCAUCCUGCUGAUGACUCCUUUAAUUUCCAAACAAAUUGACUUGAUCAGACAGAAUGUGUGGCAACAAUCUGUCAUGGCCUGUUGUUGACGCUUAUAUCACACCAGUGAAUAAGCUUUUAGAGGCCCAAAUAUCCAGCAUCUGCUCAGAUUCACAAGGAAAUAUUUCAGCCUCUCUUGGUCUCAAAUGAGUCACUAAACAAGAAUAGAAGCUCUUCAAUCUGUCCAUGGUAUAUUUCCGCUAACCUGAAACAAGUUCCUUUCACACUUCCAACUUCUUUUCAUGCCUCCAUAAUCAGAAUGUCAUCCUUUCCAUCAGCAGAUAACAGAGCCGGUGUUUGCUGUGGUCUAGUUCAGCGUCAUUCAGGGAGGAGAAAAUACUAAAAAGAUGACAUGUUUUCCUCAUCUAGGUCAGCAGAUCAGAUGGAGGAAAUAGUUUGAAUACUGAUAUUUCCUUUUUAUUCUAGUAUAUUUUUUCAAGUGAAGUUUCUAAGUUGACCUGAUUUUUGUUAUGUUAAAUAAACGUAUAAAAAGUAA